Messenger RNA from Benincasa hispida (wax gourd), 4397 nucleotides. Its product is annotated as pesticidal crystal cry8Ba protein. NCBI's taxonomy places the organism in Eukaryota, Viridiplantae, Streptophyta, Magnoliopsida, Cucurbitales, Cucurbitaceae. The record is from RefSeq and is a predicted model, not a curated record.
AAAAGGAAAAAAGAAAAGAAAAAAAGCUCGCGAUGGAGUACCACCAUAAGCAGUAGCCCCUUGGUUUCCAGUGGGUUUCAGAGCUUAAAAAAGCUUGCUGUGGAAGCAAACUUUUUUUCCUCGAUUUUUUCUUCAAAUCUCGUACUCAUUUGUGUUCUUUCUCGAUCUUCUCUCUCUAUUUCUUUCAAUCUGUGUGAUUUACCGAGCGGCAUUGCCUUUUUUGUCGACAUUUUUCGUGCAGCGAGCUCUGCGCCUUUGAUUCUAGUGUGAGUUCGUGGUAAUUUCUGAUGAGGAUUUUAGCUUGAGCUGUAGUAGAAUCGUCAUUGAUUUGAUUUUGGCGGUUGCACCAUUCGGAAACUGAACAGGAGGUGGUAGAAUGUUUACCGAAGGACUCGAUAAAAGUGCCCUUCGAUGGGUUCGCGAGAAGGAUGACACAUUUAGUACUUCAAAUUUGAGGUAUCGAGCCGAUCCGAUUGCCGGCGUCGGAGUGGGUACUGGAGCAAGGGGUUUUGGAUUGCCACCGCCGUCGAACUUUAGAAGUGGGCACUUGCCGGCGAGUGCCAUUCCGGUCUCGAGAGCCAUUUCUGGUCGUGUGGACGAUAGUGCUUCUGCUUCAGAGAAUGACAUGUCUACUGAUUCUGAAGAGGAUGUUUAUGGGGUUAGAUAUUCCUUAGACUCAUCUCCCCAACACAACAGAGUUCCAAAUCGUUCUACUUAUAGAUAUGGAAAUUCCUUGCAAGGAAGAUCGAAUAAUGGCAGUGAUUACUUUUUCUCUGAUGUUAGUUCGUCGAGGGAAACGUUGGUUGGUGGUCAUAGGCAAAUGGCUGAUAGGAUGACCAGUAAAAAUGGGAGGUACCCAACUAAGCAAAAUGGUUUUACAGAAGACGAUUCUUCGGAUUCUGCUGCUAGUUCUGAAUUUUCUACAACACAAGUGGGGGGAAGUAUUAAUGGGGCUAUGCCCAGGAAUAGAACUUCCAUGGCAUCAGAGGGAUACUCGUCAAGCCUGCCAUCACGUGUGAAUGUGGGAAAUGCACCUAAAAAGGAUUUACAGAAUGGAAGGUUUUCUGAUGACGAUGACGAAGAUGACAUUCCCAGUGCCCCUCCUUUUUUUGCUUCAUCGCAGGAAAUUAAACAAUGUGCUGAAAAAAGUCAAGAUGUGAAGUUUGAUGGCACACGUGAUCAUAAAGCUCCAUCUGGAGUUGCAGUGCCGCAAGGAAAUAAGAGCAGUGACCAGUUUGUCAGACCAGUGAAUUCGGAAGCUGCGGGCAGUUCUGGAUCGGCUCGCCUCCCCACAUUUAAUGCAAGUGCUUUAGGGCCUUGGCAUGCAGUCAUAGCAUAUGAUGCAUGCGUGCGAUUAUGUCUUCAUGCUUGGGCAAUGGAAAAUAUGGAAGCCCCGAUGUUUUUGGAAAAUGAAUGUGCAGUAUUACGAGAUGCAUUUGGUUUACGGCAAAUACUCUUACAGUCAGAGGAUGAAUUGCUGGUGAAACACACUUCAGAACUUGCCAAUGAGGGAGCUCCGACCAAACCAAAGAAAACUAUAGGCAAAAUAAAGGUGCAAGUGCGGAAAGUGAAGAUGGGGCUGGAUCCACCAACGGGCUGUAAUAUUUUAGCUUUAAGACCACCUGCUGUAACCCUAGAAACCAUCAAGUAUCAAUUUUCCAGCUUUCAGUCAGCAGUAGCCUCUGGAUGGCAUGCUUUGCAUAAAAUUCGUGUUGCACCACGAAUACCUCCAAACAGUUCUCUAUCAAGACAAAGCAUGGCAUAUGUGCAUGCAAGCACCCAGUACAUCAAGCAGGUGUCCAAAGUUCUAAAAGCGGGUGUAACAACCCUGCGCAGCAGUUCAUCAUCUUAUGAAGUGGUGCAAGAAACGUACCCAUGUUUACUAAGACUGAAAAGUUUAGCUGAGGAAGAUGCCGUCAAAAUGCAGGCUGGAUCAGGAGAAACUCAUGUUUUUUUUCCAGAUGGUCUUGGUGAUGAUCUAAUUAUUGAAGUUCAGGAUUCCAAUGGAAAGCAUAUUGGUCGUGCUCUCCUGCAAAUAGCUGCCAUUACUGAUAACCCAGCAGAUAAAUUACGUUGGUGGUCUAUUUAUCGUGAGCCUGAACAUGAACUCGUGGGCAAAAUUCAACUUUACGUAAAUUACUCAGCAAGUGCAGAUGACAAUAGUCACCCAAAGUGCGGUUCUGUGGCAGAAACAGUAGCAUACGACUUAGUUCUUGAGGUUUCCAUGAAAGUUCAGCAUUUUCAACAGAGGAACCUUUUGUUGCAUGGAUCCUGGAAAUGGCUUUUGACAGAGUUUGCAUCAUACUAUGGCAUUUCAGAAGUAUAUACCAGAUUAAGAUAUCUUUCGUAUAUCAUGGAUGUGGCCACACCAACAGCUGACUGCCUAACUUUGGUGUAUGACUUGCUCAUGCCUGUUGUUAUGAAGGGCCAUGACAAGAGUACGUUGAGUCAUCAAGAGAACCGAAUUUUAGGAGAAACCAGGGAUCAAAUUGAGCAGAUACUUGCUCUUGUUUUUGAGAACUAUAAAUCACUUGACGAAGCAACUCUCUCGGGUCUUAUGGAGAUAUACAGACCAGCAACGGGGGUUGCAGCGCCUGCUCUAGAACCAGCAGUUAAAUUGUACACUCUUCUGCAUGAUAUUCUAUCUCCGGAGGUUCAGACUUCCUUGUGCCAUUAUUUCCAGGUUGCCGUGAAAAAGAGAUCAAGGAGGCACUUGAGUGAAACGGAUGAAUAUAUGGGUAACAGUAACGAAGGCAGUUUGGUAGAUAUGGUUACUAUGUCUACUGCUUACCAAAAGAUGAAAUCGGUGUGCCUUGACAUUAGGGGGGAGAUAUUCUCUGACAUUGAGAUCCAUAAUCAACACAUACUUCCCAGUUUUGUAGACCUACCAAAUCUCUCUGCUUCCAUAUAUAGCACAGAGCUUUGCAGUAGAUUGCGCUCUUUCCUAAUUGCUUGCCCACCAACAGGCCCUUCCCCUUCAGUAGCAGAACUUGUUAUUGCGACUGCUGAUUUUCAGAGGGAUCUUGCCAGAUGGAAUAUUAGUCCUGUGAAAGGCGGUGUUGAUGCAAAAGAAUUGUUCCAUUUGUAUAUUCUGGUGUGGAUCCAGGAUAAGCGCCUGUCGUUGCUUGAAACAUGCAAAUUGGAUAAGGUCAAGUGGUCGGGAGUUAGAACUCAACAUUCUACAACACCUUUUGUUGAUGAAAUGUAUGACCGAUUAAAGGAAACUUUGAGUGACUAUGAGAUUUUCAUUUGUCGAUGGCCAGAGUACACCUUUGUUUUGGAACAAGCUAUCGCAGAUGUUGAAAAAGCAAUAGUCGAGGCAUUGGACAAGCAGUAUGCUGAUGUGUUGGCACCGCUAAAAGAAAACUUAGCACCCAAAAAGUUUGGACUUAAGUAUGUCCAGAAACUGGCUAAACGAUCUGUCAGCUCUUACACUGUUCCGGAUGAGCUGGGGAUUCUAUUAAAUUCCAUGAAGAGGAUGCUUGAUGUUCUGCGCCCGAAGAUAGAAACGCAAUUUAAGCUGUGGGGUUCCUGCAUUCCUGAAGGUGGAAAUGUAAUUCCUGGCGAACGUCUUAGUGAAGUGACAGUCAUGCUCAGAGCCAAGUUCAGAAACUAUUUGCAAGCAGUCGUGGAGAAGCUUAUUGAGAAUACAAAGUUACAAAGUGCUACAAAGCUGAAAAAGAUUCUACAAGACUCCAAGGAAGCUGUGAUUGAGUCAGAAAUACGAAGCAGGAUGCAACCACUGAAAGAUCAGUUGUCAAACACAAUAAAUCAUCUUCAUACUGUCUUUGAGAGUCAUGUAUUCAUUGCUCUCUGUCGGGGUUAUUGGGACCGGAUGGGACGGGAUGUUCUAAGCUUCAUGGAGAACAGGAGAGACAACAGGUCAUGGUAUAGAGGGUCGCGCAUUGCAGUUUCGGUUCUCGAUGAUACAUUUGCCUCACAAAUGCAGCAGUUGCUCGGCAACUCGCUACAAGAGAAAGACCUUGAGCCACCGACCUCGAUCACAGAAGUGCGAUCGAUGCUCUGCAAGGAUUAAGGGGGUUAAGGGGAGGCAAACCAUAUUAUAUACAUGCUCAUGCUUGAUGGAUGUGGGCAUAUAUGCUUUUUUUUUUUUCUCUUUUUUUUUGAAGCAGGAAGAGGCAAGUGCUAACCGACAUCUUGUUGGCAUGAGGAUUUUAGAGGUCAAUUUUGAUGAGAAGAAUGAAAGUUUUCUGUUGAAAGAGAAACAUGUGGCUAACUUGCUGAUUCCAUUUUGUAAAGAAGGGAGUUAGCUUCUCAGCUGCCCCAUAAUUUUCUCUUCUGGUAUCUUCAAUUCAAUGGUGCACUAACUAUAUAGAGAAAUGUAGAUGUAUAUGUACAACUUUACAUAAAUAUAAUUCUUCUGAUUGUUUAAAACA